Molecule: messenger RNA, 1117 nt
Organism: Ceratosolen solmsi marchali
Lineage: Eukaryota; Metazoa; Arthropoda; Insecta; Hymenoptera; Agaonidae
Product: tail-anchored protein insertion receptor WRB
Exons: 4
Coding region: 517-1020 (167 amino acids)
Biological process (GO): tail-anchored membrane protein insertion into ER membrane
Cellular component (GO): GET complex
Molecular function (GO): protein-membrane adaptor activity
Source: RefSeq, a predicted model, not a curated record
UCGGCGCUGUCACGCUCGGCCCCUUGGCAGCUUCGUCACUCCGCCGCCGGCAUCUAGUGUAACGUGAACGUAAUAAUAUAUAAACGAGAGGAUCCGGGCAAUGCUCGGUGUAGUCCUGCCACGUUCAAUUGGCCGGGCCAGUUGUAAUGUGCCGUGAGGAUAUUGUUAGCGUUGUUUUGCUGGCCAUCGCAUUGAAGCGCCGCGGAUUGAGGUUACGAGUGCCUUACCAUGCAAAAUGUAAAAUGUAAAAUGUAAAUUAGCGUGAGAGGUGGCAAACCGAUGUGUAUUAAUUAUUCGAAUUUUGCGUUAAGGCUCGACCGAUCGACGUUUAAUUGAUUUUGAAACUGUGCGUUCGAUAUUGGAGAUAUAAGCUUUUGUCUUGUCAAAGAUAGCCCUUAGUGUGACAUAACCUUCGAUUGCCAAAAAUAAAGUUACAUUCCUUCCGCUCGCGGAUUAUAGCGAAAUAAAAGUGAACGAAGGCUUGUAAUAUCGCGUUGGUAAUACCAUUUAAUUACCAUGACUUAUUUGUUUAUUGUGUCAACGCUAAGAUGUUUCGUUGAACUGCUUGUAUUAAUCGUCAUCAAAUUUGCAAGUGUGACGGCGUGGUAUUGCUCGGAGUCGAAGGAAGAUCAAGGAUUGCGAAAUGAUUUAUUGGAGCUAAAACGAGAGAUAAGUAGUAUAUCUAUGGUGGAUGAGUUUGCAAAGUAUGCGAAGCUGCAAAGAAAGUACAUUAAGCUUGAGGAUAAAGCUAAAGAGAGCUUAAAUAAUCGAUUGGCGUUAAGAUCAAAAUUGCGGUUAUAUUGGACAUAUGGAAUUCGUAUUUUAAAUGGUAUUUUUACAUCGAUUCUACUGGUCUUGUAUCGUAAAGAGCCUGUCGUUGUUUUUCCUAACGGUUAUUUGUGGCCCGUUGAAAAACUUCUAAGUUGGCCGACGUCUGUGGAUAAUUGUAUUUCUCUGCCUGUAUGGAUUGUUCUAAUGGAAAUGUCCAUUUUGCCUCACUUGAAAUUUAAUACAUCGUGAUUAAUAUGGAGAUUAAUUUCACCACAUUCAUGUAAAUCAAAGCAUAUUCAUAAAACAUUGUCAAUUUUCAAUUUUCGCAUUUGUCUGAAAUAUAAAA